CUGCGGGCAUCUGGCGGAACAGCGGGCACCGAGUCGUCUGGCAAGACUGCGGGCACCGAGUCGUCUGGCAAGACUGCGGGCACCGAGUCGUCUGGCAAGACUGCGGGCACCGAGUCGUCUGGCGGAACAGCGGGCACCGAGUCGUCUGGCACGACAGUGGGCUCCGAGUCAACAGGCACGACAGUGGGCACCGGGUCAUCAGGUAUCGGAUUGUCUGGCUCGACAGCGGGCAUCGGGUCACCAGGCAUCAGGUCAUUUGGCUUGCCAGCGGGCACCGCGUCAUCUGGCAAGGCAGUGGGCACCGGGUCACCAGGUAUGACAGCGGGCUCUGAGUCAAGUGGCACGACAGCGGGCACUGGAUCAGGUACCGGAUCAUCUGGAUCAACAGCGGGCAUCGAGUCAACUGGC
Molecule: messenger RNA, 408 nt
Organism: Staurois parvus
Lineage: Eukaryota; Metazoa; Chordata; Amphibia; Anura; Ranidae
Source: the annotation of a GenBank genome assembly